This is a messenger RNA of Callorhinus ursinus (northern fur seal), 2893 nucleotides long. The record is from RefSeq and is a predicted model, not a curated record. Lineage: Eukaryota; Metazoa; Chordata; Mammalia; Carnivora; Otariidae.
GUUCUGAAAAAGGGAGCUCUGCGUCUUUAAGGCUCCACGGAGCUCCGUCUCUGCUCGACGCAGACAGACCAGCUCUGCCGCAGCGACUCAUCCUAUCGAUAAGGUUCACUUAGCCAAGGUGGAGGAUGGGAAAAGAAUGGAGCUGUCCCAGCUACUCAAUGAGAUCAGGGCAAACUAUGAAAAGCUCCUCACGAGAAAUCAGAUAGAGACCGUGCUCUCAACAAGGAUCCAGCUAGAAGAAGAUAUGAGCAAAAAAAUGGACAAAGAUGAAGAGGCUUUAAAGGCAGCUCAAGCAGAACUCAAGGAAGCUCGACGCCAGUGGCACCACCUGCAAGUGGAAAUUGAGUCUCUCCAGGCGGUGGAAAGGGGCCUGGAAAACUCCCUACAUGCCAGUGAGCAACAUUACCAGAUGCAGUUGCAAGAUCUAGAGACGGUGAUUGAAGGACUAGAAAAAGAGCUACAGGAAGUAAGGCGCGGCAUCGAAAAGCAGCUUCAAGAGCAUGAGAUGCUUCUCAACACGAAGAUGAGGCUAGAACAAGAAAUUGCCACUUAUCGCCGCCUCCUAGAAAAGGAAGAAAUCAGAUAUUAUGGUUGUAUCCAAGGUGAGAAAAAAGAACAGAAACCUACGACAAGUAGAGUUGGUUUUGUUUUACCUUCAGCCAUUAUAAAUGAAAUAUCUUUUUCAACGAAACUCCCACAAAAGUAUGAGAACGAAAAAGUGGAAACAGUGACCAAACAGGCAGUACUAAAUGGAAAUCUCGUGAAGGAAAGCACUGAGGCUCGUGGCACUAUUCAGACAGAAAAAGUGGAUGAAGUUAUUAAAGAAUGGGAAGGCUCCUUCUUUAAAGAUAACCCUCGAUUAAGGAAAAAAUCGGUUUCUCUUCGAUUUGAUCUUCAUUUAGCAGCCACUGAUGAAGGGUGUUUACAGACUAAGCAGGAUAAUCUACCAGAUAUAGAAGUCAGGCUUAUCAUGAGAAGAUCAUGCAGUAUCCCCUCUAUCAAACCUCCAUCAGGAGCUAAUUAAUCCAAAGACAGUAUUUGACUUGAUUUGAAAAUGACAUUAGGGUGGACCAAGGUGGGCCAUGCUGACUGCCUUCUGUCCCAAAAUGUAAGUUAUUAAGUUUGUAUGUUAUGAUCAAUGUGUGAUUCUCUUCAGAAAACAAACAGGAAGGGACAAAAUUUCUCUGAAUCUAAUUACGGAUGUAUUCUUUGAAGAGAGGGAGUUUCAAAAUAAAAUCAGAAAUUCAGUAUGGUUUCUAUUUUAUUUACUCCAAAUAGUCUUCUUUUCCUCUUGAAAUUUUAUCAGAGACUAUAAGCGUUAAGGUGGCUUGGUUAAGUCUUUGAAAUUUCACUCAGUGGCCGAAUAUUCUAAGGAAAGGGAACAAUUUGUUUAAGUAUGAUUGUAUUAUCUUAAGAAUCACACUGACUUAUUCAUCAUUACUCCAUGACUGGUUAUUUCUAAAAAGAUUUUUCUACUUAAAAAAAAAAACAAUUGUAAACAAGCUUUUAAAGAGGACUCACUAGUCACAGAACCAAAAAAAAAAUUUUUUUUUUUUUUGAGAUAAUCAUUCGCAUACUUAGAAAAAUAACAGAACCACUUUCCAUGAGCCAUUCCAAGCAAACUAUAGAACACACCGCUGGCUAAUUUGAUGAUUAAAUAAAUUUAAAUUCAUCUUCAUCCAAAAGCUUUUUGCAUUCAUGAUCUGAUUUCCAAAAGAGUUACUUUAUUCAAGGAACUUUAAGGUUGUGUCCUCCCCCACAAAAAAUCAGAAGGCCAGCAGCACAAAGAGAAGAUGAAAAUCUCAUUCUCAUUGCUACCAUUACUAGAAUAGAGUCCUCUAAUGUCACCACCCCAGCUUUUCCAUCUGUAAAGUUAAAUGUGACCAAUUUGAAUAUUCGAUGUGAGCAUUAGGUAAGAUACUAUGUAAAGUAUUAUAAAUAUUUCUUGCAAUCAUUUAUGUGAAUUAAGAUAACAAUAUUGUUAUCUAAGCGACGAGUAUUUGCAGGAUUUCUGUUUUUAAAUUGUUCAGACUAUAAUAACUACGGACAGAAAAUCUAUUUGUGAAUAAGUCAAGUAUUGUAGCAAAGUUUUUUAAACAACUUAAUUUGUUUAAACAGGCAUAUUUAUUUAUUUUAAGACCUUAAAUAAUAAAUACCUGUCUUAAAACAUUAGAAAUUUAUAGGCUAUCACUUUUUUUCUAAGCAGAAAAAAAUGUUGAUUACAACUCACCAUACUUUUUCCCAGCUGAAGUAUCAUCGAAGGGCUACAGCUCAGUUAGCAUUUUUAUUACCAAUCUUUACAGUCUCUCUUUCUCUCCUUUAUUUGACACAGAACAAAAUGUAUAUUUUAACCAGGAGAAAAUUGUAUUAAAUCAUCUUUAACAUAAUACAGGGAUAUAAAAUUUUAAUUUUUUUUCAAUUGCUUUAGAUUCCUUUUAGCCUCUCUUAUUCUGUUUAGCAAAAGGGAUGAUUUUGUUUUGUCAAGGAUACGACAGCAUGUUAAAUGCUUAUUCUUGUGUAAGCAUCUGACCUAAAAUACAUCCUGUACAUAGUGUUUUCAUUCAAUAUUAGUUAAAUGCUAUGCUACUAACUUUAUUAAUGCUUUAAAAAAUGCAAUCCUGUAAACUAUUAUAUUAAAGUCAUUGUACUCAGCAACAGUAAUCAUAAUAAAACAAUAUAUCUAGUGUAAUCUACAUGCAGUGUUCAGAACAGUACUGGGUAUCGUGAAUGUAACUGCUUGUUAUAGUAAUUCCGCUAUGCAGCUCUUGUGUGCAUAACAUGUACAUUUUAAAAUACAGUACUUGAAUUUAUAAAAAAAAAAACAUUUUAUUUGCUUUGGGGCAUUUUAAAUUGGGAUAUGAAUUUACCAAAGUAAAUGAUACCACUACAAUAA